GCGAACUUCGAACCCGAUGUAAAUACACUAGGUUGUCGUGUAAACGUGUCUUUCACUCUUUGAUCAUGUGAAGUUACAUAUAACGGUAACAAACUCCGAAAUCCCGUUUAAUGUAAAGAGAUUAGACCGCUAAAGUCAUCGACUGAAUAAGCAUUCCUAUCAUCAUCCAGACAAAAUGCCGACAUCACAGGAGCUAUCAGAGGUGAUGAGCGUCUACCCAAAGCUGAAGUAUUUUGAGGAGCUUUCCUGUGGACUGACAGACUCACUGCAGACCUCUUUGUUUGCUGACGUACAGAUCGAGGUGGAAGGGGAGACCUUCAAUUGCCACCGGAUUAUCCUGGCUUCCAUGUCUCAUUACUUUAAAACCAUGUUCACUUCAAAAUUCAAGGAGAGUAGUUUACCAAAAGUCCAUCUCAAGGAUUUGAAUAAAGAAAUCUUUAGAGCAGCUCUGGAAUACAUUUACACAGGUCAAAGUUCAGUCAAGAACAGCAAUGUCUAUCAUCUGCUUUCGUGCUCAUCAAUGUUACAAAUCAAAGGCCUCCAAUCCAUCUGUAGUGAGUUUCUACAGAAAAGCUUAUGUCAUAAUAAUUGUAUAGGGAUCUGGAAGAUGGCUACAGGGCAUGGGUUACCAGAACUACAGAAAAAGAGCUGGGAAACGAUCCAGGAAAACUUCCCGGAAGUCUCGAAAUGUGACGAGUUUUUGCAUCUGUCUCAGGAUGAACUGAUUCAGAUCAUUGACUGCAAAGACUUAUUUACAGUCAAAGAGGAAGAUGUCUGUGAUGCUGUCCUGAGGUGGGUAAAAGGGGACCCCAAUAGGAAGAAAGGCCUGGUGGCUGUAUUCAAAGUGCUGCGACUAACCCAGAUGUCCCUGGAUUAUCUCUGCAAUGUCAGGGAAGGUGAGGAAAUUGAAGAAUGCUCAGGCUGCCGAACUCUAGUCUUGGAGGCUAUUGAUAAAAUUAAUUCUGCCCUCCCCAAUGAGUUCUCCUGCCCCGAGUCGGAGUACAGACAGGAAGAAGUGGUUUGUAUGGUGGGAACGAGGAGCAGGGAACCCAACCCUCAGAAGAUCGAGGUCCUGUGCUACAGCUUCAGACAUAACAACAAGUUCAAGUUCUCCACUCUUCCUGUAGAACCAGGCCCAUGUUUUGCUGUCUGUAUUCUCAACAGAGAUAUUUACAUUUCUGGAGGGUACAACCAGCAGAAUCUGAUGCUUCACUUUAACACGGAGCACAACACGUGGACAGAGUGCAAGCAGAUGAAAAUAGAAAGGUGGUCCCACUCUAUGGUGGCUGUCGGGAAGCACCUCUAUUUGCUGGGCGGGACAUCCAGAACCAACGAGACCCUCUCCAGCAUUGAAAAGUUUGACCCAGAAACAGGAACGUACGAAGAAGUAGGUCAUCUAGAAGUACCAGUCUCCUCCAUGACUGCUGCAGUCUUUGGGACCAAAAUCAUAACCUUUGGAGGCAAGCUGGGAGACCGAAACUCAGCCUCUGUAAUUCAAUUCUUCGACAUCUCCAAUAAAACUAAGGGUGUGCUGGGGAACCUCCCGGAGUCCUGCGCGGGCAGCAUGGGACGAGCGGUUUAUUUUGAGGACAGACUGAUCAUUGUUUUCCGUGAGGGUCAGGUCGUGGAGUACUCGGAAGACACCGGACCCUCCAUAGUCUGCAUGAUCGACAAAUUUGAUCACUUUGGGGCAGUGAAUCACAAUGGGGAAAUCCUGGUCCUAGGGAAUCGCAGUGGGAGUUUCUAUGCCGUCCUGUUUAAUCCAUACAGCGGAAAAUCCAGACACAUUCCGGCCCCCUUCAAAGCUCCGAUGUGUAACUUUUAUUGCUUGAAAACCACUGUCAGCAAAAAGUAUUUAAAAUAGUAAAGGACCUUUUAUAUUCUAUUUACAUUUUCUUUCUUUUACAUACUUUUUUAUGCAAUGCAUAUAAUUUGUAAUGUUUCAUGAACAAAGUCAGCACAAUUAACAUGUAUUUUUAUACCCUUGUUUAUUUGACCUUUUUGCUUGUUGUAAAACAACCCGUACUUUCCUACUGUUUUCUACUUACCAUGUGUGAUGGCAAUAGUGCCAAAAUGUAGUAUUUUAAAUGAAAAAAAAAAUAAAUUUUUUGAGUAGUCAAAAUUGACUUUAGAUUACUUUUU
Magallana angulata is the source of this 2142-nucleotide messenger RNA. RefSeq names its product kelch-like protein 10. Gene Ontology annotation, molecular function: protein binding. The coding region runs from base 176 to 1864 and encodes 562 amino acids. The record is from RefSeq and is a predicted model, not a curated record. The transcript has 3 exons. NCBI's taxonomy places the organism in Eukaryota, Metazoa, Mollusca, Bivalvia, Ostreida, Ostreidae.